AGCCAGUUCUUGGAAUCGGGUGUCGUUUCUGCUUCUCGAAGCCUCACAGCUGAGCCAGAGUCAUGCUAUCAGGAGCAAACAGACAUCUGCUCAUGCACACAGAGACAUAUGCUGCUGCAGAGAUGAAAAUGGGCAAGUUUUCUGAGUCCUUUCAGAGGUAACCUUGGUCUGGAAUACGAGACUUUGAGUCUGGGGCUCAGGGGAUGUCGGUGAAGUUGCAAUUUGAUUCUCCAGGAAAAGGUGGCAUGGUGCAGAGGAGUUGCUCCUUCACUGGAGUUAACACACUGACCAGCAGACAUAGGCUAUCUUAUGCUCGUACUUCUCUUCGCACCAAAGGCCUGCCAGGAAAAUCUACAAGAAUUUCCACUUCUACUCAGGUGCUUGGCAGCAUUUGGGCACAGCAGCCUGAGCAGGUGGACAGAGUGUUUCAGGCUUUACAGAAGGGGCUCAAGGAGUAUCUUGAAAACCACAAAACAGAGCUGGAAUACCUCUUAUCCCAGCAGAAAGACACUACCAGGAAUUCAAGACUGGCUUUUUUCUAUGACUUAGAGAAGGAAAUAAGAGCCUUGGAAAGAUACAUACGCCGACUGGAGUUUCAAAUUAGUAAGGUGGAAGGGUUGUAUGAGACAUAUUGUAUCCAGUGGAGAUUAUGUCAAGGAGCUGUUAAUAUGAAGCGAGCAUUUUCACUCUCUCCCUCCUCACGGGAAUCACGAGAGAGUCUACUGGAGCUGAACCGCAACCACAGGCUCAGCUUAGAGGAUAUGUGCUCAUUGGAAGGGGAGUUAGAGAUUCUACUGGGAGAGCUGCAAAUCAAAAUGAAAGGUUUGAUUGGCUUUGCUCGUCUCUGCCCAGGGGAUCAGUAUGAGGUGUUAAUACGACUGGGACGACAGCGAUGGAGAAUCAGAGGGCGGAUUCAGACUGAUGACCAACAGCUGUGGGAUGAAGAGCAAAUGGUUUUCCUCCCUCAUAUCCAUGAGAGCUUUGAGAUCAAGGUAACUGAGGUGAAGAGCCUGAGCUCCAUCUUAGUUGGAAUGGUGACAUGUAAAUGUGCAGACUUCUACAGUGCACAUCCACAAAUGAUGAUGGUUGACAUUACGGAACUGGGAACCAUCAAACUCCAACUGGAGGUGGUAUGGAAUCCUUUUGACAGUGGCAUGGUGAAGAAUCUUAUGUCAUCUUCCAGUCGACAGUCUACCAACAGCAGGAAAAGACCGACAGUCUCUCCUUUGGUCUAUGACAGGGCCAGUCAUCCCCCAAUCUUCCCUGAACUUUCCAUGGAUUGUCAGUCAGUGGAUAUUGACCUUUUACAGACACCCCUUGGAAAGGGAGAUAAAAGUUGUGAAUUGCCUUCAGAGCCCAAGCCCAGCUCUCCUGAUCCAGGUGACAGCAAUCGGGACUCUAUAACUAUUGUUCCAUGUUACAGCACUCCUGACAUUCUUCAAAAAAAUGGUGUGGUGACCACCAACCAAGAAGUGGAACCAGUGAAGUCAAAAGUGGCUACAAAUGAUCUCAUAGAGAAAGCUGAAGAAGAGGUUAAGAAAAGGCCAAAGGUCUUAGGGAUGAGUGUAGGGAAUUCCCAAAGAAGAGCAGUGGCCAUGAAGGUUGGACUGGUGCAAGCACAGGUUGCUACUAUCUUGCAGGAGAUGAGUUUUGUGAAGGAGUUAAAGCAUCUGAAUUUACAAAUACAGCAGCUUAACCAGAUCUUAAAGAGGGACAUCUACAUUCUUCAGACUACCUCUAGUAAGGCACUAGAUGUUGAGGAAGAGGAAGUUCUGGGCAGUUUUGACUUUUUGUCUUUCGAUUUCAACACAGAAGACACCAACUCUUGCAGCAGGCAUAUGGACACUAGGUUCAAAGGGAACACCGUGACAAGCCGAGAGGGAAUUUCAGAAGAUACAGUACUGUUGUCAGAACAGCAACAUACAGGACACAUAGCAAAAAGAACGGACAGUGAGAACAGAAGUCCACUCAGCACUGGGGAGUACACUCUGGAUCUAGCCUUGGAGAUCCACCUCAACAUCUGUAUUGCACUACUAAGAGCACUGAGGGUGUCUAAUUUGGAGUACAUGCAACAGUACAUCCUGGAAGAAAUAUCACAUCAAUGUGAUGUACUUCAAAAAAUUGCCUCUUUCACACAGAGCAAGACUCGUGAUAUCUCAGCAACAGAAUUGUGGUCUGGCGCACCAAAGCUGAAAAAUGUUAUGAUGUUGUGGGAUGAGUGCUGUGAAAGUGCUCCAGCAUUUUGUUGCACUGCUGACUCAUUCCUCAGGAUUUUACGCAAGAGGUUCAUUCACAAUGUGAAAGCCAAGUUGCCAGGCCAGGCUGAUACAGUCUUUGCUCAGUUGUUGCAGCAGGUCCAGUCCCCCUCUAUGAUGGUCCCACUCACAGUAUAUGCAACAGAUCUAGUGUCUUUGUUUCAGUUACAUGUCUACCUCAACCGGUGGAAGGUCACCAACUUUGGAGAGCAUAUCUCUCAAAUAUCCAGAGAAGUGUAUUUGGUGUCAUGUCUAGAGACCCCAAAGAGACGGAGGGUUCUCAAGAAGCUGAAGGGAAGGAGGAUCUCAGAACUGCAACCAAUGGGAAAAACUCUCCAUCUCUUGGCCAAUUUACUUACAGAUGAUAGUCAAAAGGUUGCGGUUUCUGCUGCUUCCUGCCUCUCUAGGGCCUCAGGCUAUAAGUCCUUCAGGUUAAAGGCCCUGAUUCACUAUACAUGGCUCUUAAAAGACAAUGAUAUUCAGUUGCAGCGGCAGGCUUGUUUAGCACUGAAGUGCUUGAAGGCCCUUGAAAGUGCUGAGCAGGUGGCUGAACUGUGGCACUCCACAGAUGAAGAGUUAAGGAAUACAGCCAGAGAGACCAUUCUGUCAUUUGGGAAAAAAGGUCACAAAGCGUUCCAGAGAAUGGACCAGAUCCGCGCUGAGCUACAAGAGGAAAUUUAUAAAAACCUAAAAACAGAAAUCACAAUCUUCUAGUGAUCACACAAAAUUUGCUAAUUAUUUUGCUGCUGAUCAGAAGACAUCAAGAUGUAUAAGCAAUUAUAAAAAAUGAAAAAAUAAAUCAAUAAAAAUGAAAAAACUUCAGUAAAAUCCCACACAGAAGCAACUCCAGAAAAUUGAACCAAAAAUUAAACUUGCAUGUAAAAAUAUUCAGCACUGAAGUAAGUUAAAAUGAAGUAUGUAGUCAUAUAACAGGACACUGCUUAAUAGUGGCUUCAAAUCGUAUAUUAUUCAGUUGAUUUUUGUAUAAAAACAUUUGAAAUAUUAUAAAAUGUGUGAUCUAUAUUUAAGAAAUUUGAUCUAUAUUUAAUCAACAUUGUAAACAUAAAAAUAGUGCCAAUAAUUGUUAAUAAUGUACAGAACAGCCAAUGGCAAAACAGAGUCUACUUUUAAAUCUUUCGUGCUUUUAUUCAAGGGGACAUGAUUCUGGCCCAGCUGCAAAGAAGCAAACAAGCAUCUUACACAUCUGAUGAAAUGUUUACAGUUGGGUGCUUCUUUAAAUACGUAUUAAUCAAGAUAAAGAUAUUUUUAUUAUACGAUUAUUAACAGCUGUGUGAACUUUUUUUUGCGGAACGAUGUGUUGUUUCGGGUUGUUUGUUGCAUUUAUAGGCCUGUUAUUUAUUUUUUAUUUAAAUGAUGACUGCAAAAAUAAUACAUGAAUAAAUAAAUAAGU
This is a messenger RNA of Hemibagrus wyckioides, 3666 nucleotides long. It is a transcript of the gene ripor3, whose product is annotated as RIPOR family member 3. The coding region runs from base 204 to 2969 and encodes 921 amino acids. The transcript is spliced from 23 exons. The record is from RefSeq and is a predicted model, not a curated record. Lineage: Eukaryota; Metazoa; Chordata; Actinopteri; Siluriformes; Bagridae.